This is a messenger RNA of Ochlerotatus camptorhynchus, 6545 nucleotides long. It is a transcript of the gene Gprk1, whose product is annotated as G protein-coupled receptor kinase 1. NCBI's taxonomy places the organism in Eukaryota, Metazoa, Arthropoda, Insecta, Diptera, Culicidae. The coding region runs from base 2124 to 4349 and encodes 741 amino acids. The transcript has 12 exons. Gene Ontology annotation, molecular function: G protein-coupled receptor binding; ATP binding; G protein-coupled receptor kinase activity. The record is from RefSeq and is a predicted model, not a curated record. Gene Ontology annotation, biological process: protein phosphorylation; G protein-coupled receptor signaling pathway; regulation of signal transduction.
UGUUGCGUUUGGAAGGUAACCCUCAUCACGGCACGGCCUUCUGCGUUUCUUCGGUUGUAUUGAAGAAGGGAGGAGAAUAAAAGUUGCAAAAAAAAAACAAAAAUAAAAAGGAAAAUUAAUUGAGGUGCACGGCGGUUGAAUUGGUGUUUUGGGGGAAAAUUUCCGGAGGUUUUCGUGCGGUGUGAAGUUGAAAAGUGUUCCCAAGUUAAAGUGGUAAGAGUGUGAGGAGCGGUAGAAGAACGCGCGGAUGUGUGCCAUUUCUGUGGUUUGGCCUUAAGGUACAAGGUUUUUUGCACUCUGGACCCGGUCACCAUCGGUUCUUUUGCAGACGGACAGGUUUUUUUCUUUGCCAAUCAAGCUCCACCAGUCAGCCAGUACCUACGUACGCUCGGUGCACUGGUUUUAUGAGGUGUGGGAUUUUUUUUUUCUUUACUUCGCUACGCUCACUUGUUCCAGUUCAUCUGUGUGUGGGACGCGAGAAGGCCACUACUGUUGAGAGAGUGUAUAUGAAUAUGACUCGCUUUUCUGGCCGCCCGACUGUGUGGAGUGAGUAAUGAAUUUAUCAAUCAAGCAGUGAUAAGCCCCCGUCGUUUCAGAAGGCGAAAUAAUCGAAAGGAAGAAAAUGUCAACGCAUUUGAAAUUGAUUUGUGAGAAGUUGUGAAUCAGCAGUAACGCACGGCAGACGGGCGGUUCGGUUGCAGUGAGUUCUUGGCAUCUGACCCUGGGUUCGAUCCUCGGAGGGAGCUAGAGAAGAAGAAAAAAAAUUGCUAUUCUACUGUCAUCCGACGCACGCACACUCGAACGGACGCAUUCGGGAAAAAAAAUAUCAGCGAUUCCAGUCAGUAGUAGGUAGUGAGUGACUCUCUUUCUCGCGUGAAAACGGUUCGGCUUACUGCGAUCGGAAGAGCGUGAGUGCGCGCACGGUCGUUCGUUCGUAUAAAUGAGUGUUUAUUUUUUCUGCUCGCAGAUUUGUUGUUGUUGUUGUUGUUGAUAGUCUCGCGGCGGGUGGGUUUGUGCGUUGUUGUGCUGUGCAUGCCAUUUGCCUCCUCUUUCAAUAACAAGCAGAUCUAAAUUCCUCCAUUCAUUCAUUUGUUUAUGCCGCGCCAAGGCGAGAGAAAGAAAUUGUUGCUCGCCUAAACAUCGUUUAAAAUUUGCACGCACACCCGUGGAGCGAGAGAGAGAGAGUGCCGGAAGAGGUGCUGCUCCUCGGUGGAAAGCAAUCGAGUCAGCUGAGAAAAAGGCGAGUGACGUAGGAGUGGGUGGUGCUGGUGAGCUUAGCCGGGGAACGAGCGGGUAUUCCACAGAAUUUGUUUCUUUUCGGAGGGAUUUUCCCGCUGAGCUCGCGCUGGCGGCAGUCGAGAGGAAAAAUCUUCGCAAUCGGGCCAAAAUCGAUUCGUAUCUCGCGCGUGUGUUUAUCCAGAGCAAAUGAAGAGCGCCAGGCGCGCGUUUGAGGUUUCCUUGAUUGUUCUACGGUGAAAAGCGAGGUGGUGAAGUGCGGUUAGAAAGGGGUGAAAAGAUUUGCCACCCGAUACGAACCAGAAAGAGCUGCCUCGAUUCGAUUGUUUGUUUGGAGGAGUGAAGAUAGCCGACGAGGCGAGGAAGAAUUGCUCGCAUACUUUGAAGACGUUGCGAGAUCGCAGUAGGCCACGGAAGAAAAAAAAACUGUGCUUCAUAGCUUCAGGAGAAGAUUUUCCGAAGACCCACUUGUUGUCGUUGUUGUAAUCCAUCACUGUUGUUGAUGUUAUCAUUUCUCAUCUUGUAGAAACAGCGAGAGCGAGUGAUUCUCAACGAGUUCCGGGAAAAGAGGUCCUCGACGAGUCCUCCCCAAACGAGAGCGCAGUAGGCGAGUGUGUAAUCAGAAGCGAGUGUUUGCCGUUUCUAUGUAAACUUAGUGGUGACAAAUUCUCCGUCAAUCCGAGCUGGGGUCAAAGUGAUCUGCAAAAGUUUAUCCCUGGCGACAGGAAUCGCGAUUUCGACGACGAGAUAAAAGAAAGAGAGAAGACACGCACACACACACCCUCAGACACAGAGCCAAAUCCCUGAGUUCGGUCUGUCAGUCGGUCGGUCGGUCGGUUUAGUUUGGUUAGUUGAGAAGCAAAACAACAACAAAUCCACCAACCAAAAUGGCGGAUCUCGAAGCAGUGCUGGCCGAUGUCAGCUAUCUGAUGGCGAUGGAGAAAUCCAAGUGCAUGCCAGCGGCCCGUGCCAGCAAGAAGAUUGUCCUGCCCGAUCCAAGUGUUCGAAGUGUGAUGCACAAAUACCUGGAGAAGGAGAACGAGGUGAACUUCGACAAAAUCUUCAAUCAAGUGUUAGGAUAUCUACUGUUCAGAGAUUUCUGCGACAACGUCUCAGACGAACCGGUGCCACAUUUAAAAUUCUACGAAGAGAUCAAAGCCUACGAAAAGACAGAGUGCCACGACGAGCGGCGGAAGCAGGCCAGAGACAUUUACGACAAUUUUAUUAUGAAAGAAAUGCUAUCGCAUACACACGAAUACUCGAAGGAGGCGGUGGCGCACGUGCAAAAGUACCUCAUGAAGAACGAGGUACCGGUGAAUCUGUUCGAGCCGUACAUCGACGAGAUCUUCCACCAUCUUCGGGGGGAGCCGUUUCGGAAUUUUCUCGAAAGUGACAAGUACACCCGCUUCUGUCAGUGGAAGAACCUGGAGCUCAACAUCCAGCUAACGAUGAACGAUUUCAGUGUGCACCGGAUCAUCGGCCGGGGCGGUUUCGGCGAGGUGUACGGCUGCCGGAAGGCCGACACCGGCAAGAUGUACGCCAUGAAGUGUCUAGACAAGAAGCGAAUCAAAAUGAAACAGGGCGAAACGUUGGCGCUGAACGAGCGGACGAUGCUCUCGCUAGUCAGUACCGGGGUCGACUGCCCGUUCAUCGUGUGCAUGACGUAUGCAUUUCACACCCCCGACAAGCUGUGCUUCAUCCUGGACCUAAUGAACGGUGGCGAUCUGCACUAUCAUCUCUCCCAGCAUGGCGUAUUUAAUGAGUCCGAUAUGAAGUUUUAUGCGGCGGAAGUCAUUCUCGGGCUGGACCACAUGCACAAGCGGUUCAUCGUAUAUCGGGACCUGAAACCGGCCAACAUUCUGCUGGACGAGAACGGUCACGUGCGGAUUUCGGAUCUGGGGCUGGCGUGCGAUUUCAGCAAAAAGAAGCCCCACGCCUCGGUAGGAACACAUGGCUACAUGGCACCGGAAGUGCUUUCCAAGGGCACACCGUACGAUUCCAGUGCCGACUGGUUCAGCUUCGGGUGUAUGCUGUACAAAUUGCUCAAGGGCCACUCGCCCUUCCGGCAGCACAAGACCAAGGACAAGCACGAAAUCGACCGGAUGACACUGACGAUGGUGAGCCUUUGUGUGCGGAUGCCUUGCUAUAUUUUCCAGAUAACAUUUGAUUUCGGUGAUUGUCCUCCACAGAAUGUCGAACUGCCGGAAUCGUUUAGCAAAGAACUGAGGGACUUGCUGGAAGGACUGCUACAACGGGACAUAGACAAACGAUUAGGCUGUAAAGGGGGAGGAGCGGACGAAGUCAAAGCCCAUCCGUUCUUUGCCGGCAUCGACUGGAACCAGGUGUACUACCAGAAGUACACCCCACCACUGAUACCGCCCCGGGGGGAGGUCAACGCAGCGGACGCCUUCGAUAUCGGUUCGUUCGACGAAGAGGACACCAAAGGUAUCAAACUGACUGAACAGGAUCAAGAGCUUUACAAGUACUUCCCGCUGACCAUUUCGGAAAGAUGGCAGCAGGAGGUAGCGGAAACAGUAUUCGAAACCGUCAAUCUGGAAGCGGAUCGGUUGGAGCAGAAGCGGAAAGCCAAGCAAAAGCAGAAGUUCGAUGCGGACGAGAAGGACUCGGACUGCAUACUGCACGGGUAUCUCAAGAAGUACAGCGGUUCGUUCGCGACGGUUUGGCAGACGCGGUACGCGAAGCUUUAUCCAAAUAGGCUAGAACUGCAUACGGAAAGCAGUAGUACGAAGCCGGAUCUAGUGUUUAUGGAUCAGAUCGAGGAGGUGGCGCCGGACUAUGUGCAGUUCAAGAACGAACAGUGCAUACAGGUCAAGAUUCGGGACGGCAUCCGGGAUGGGAAGCUGACACUGACGAUGGUGGACGAAAUCGGCCUCAAGGAGUGGUUCCUGUCGCUGCGCGGUGCCCACAAGGAAAGCCAAGAACUGCUCGGCUCGAUGGCCAAGAAGGCCGGCAAAAUCUACGGCACCGAACGGGACGCCUCGAAAGCGAACGUUCUGAUCUCAUCGUCGGCCGCCUCCAAUGCCAAUUCCAAUGCCAAUGCCUCGGCCGCCGCCGCCAGUGGCCAACGGAACGCGAAUGGAUCGUCCAACUAGCGGUUACUGUUGCGAUCUCGGUCCUGCUUCAUAGAACCGAGUCGUCUCAAGGAACCGCUGCUGAAGAUGAAGUGCAAGGACACCUAAGUUUCCAGCAGUAUUCUUCUUCAAGUAUUGUUGUUUUGCGAUAUUUCGGUUUAGUUCACAUCAAUUUUAAUACCAGUCUUUAGUUAGUUGUUGUGUUUUUCGUUUUCUUUUUUUUUCUUAUUAUUCGUGAGUAUUUAUGAAAGCAUUUCUUGCUUAGUGUAGCACCUAGGCAAGCAACAACAAACGGGUUCAAUCGGAACGAAUUGGCUUAAACCGCGGGACAUUUUCGGUGACGAAAUUCUAAAGAGAGAAAAAAAUCGUACUGCUAAAUAUGAUAUGAGGGACAGAAAACAAGUAACAAUUGUUUUUUGACAGUGAUAUGAACAAAGUAACAACAAAAGAAAUAUUUUAAUCCUUAGGAGUUAUAACAAUUAUACACACACAUACAAUAAGCGAUGGAGGUCCACGUUUUGUUUUUCCUAUUUCGAAAUGACAGGACGCGGUCAGUGCUGACUUGGAUGGGAUGCGGUUUUGAUUUCGUUCCGCAAGCGACAAACAAAGCAAACCGUUUCGUUAACCGGAACGGCUUGCUGUGUCCGUCGCGUCGUGCGGUCAUUUCAUUGUUGUACUUUUUAUUCGUUUGAGUAUUAGUUUCGGUUUUUCAUCUGUUUUGCUUUGGAACGCGAAGAAGGCAAGUCAGUAUUGGGGCACACGCCGAGGCCGAAGUGCCGCUUGGAUUCCUAAAUCGGUUGAUUUUCAAAUAUUCGAUCGGGGACAAAUGGCACUUUAUAUGAUUAAAUUGGAUCAACCGAUUUAGUAAUGGAGUAACCCGAGGUACAUGAAAGUGGAAAAAUCGCCACUUCGGACUCGGUGUGGAGCAGUCGUGAAACACACAACACAAAUUAUAGCAAAAAUAAUUCCUAGGGUUAGCGAAUAAAUGUGUCAAUUUAGUAUUGUACUUCUUUAUAUCCGAAGAAGGAAAUCAUGAAAGUAAUAACUUAGCGAUGUUUAUACAACCGGACAGAUUUAAUGGAAGAAAACAAUAAAAAAUGAAGAAAAAUUAACCUUAAUUACUAGGAUACGAUAGGCAAAUGGUUUGCGCAGAGUCGUUUAUUAAGAUAAGAACAGAACAAACAAAACUAGGCGUAGCUAUCCUAAAGUAUUGUUAAAACAAUCACAGCAACCAUGUGACAAAGGCAACGCGAUGACAUGUGUCAUCGUAGGCGUCGUUCAUCAUUCGUGUAUAAAAAAAACCAAAAGAAGUAAAAUGGUAGUUGUUUGUUUCAGUUUCUUUUUUCUGUUGUGAAAUAUUUUUCAUGUAGCGAUUCGGGAAAACGUCAAACUAUAUUCAAUGUCAAUCCAACCCUCACGAAAAUUGGUAUGUGUUACUACUACUACUACUACAACAAACUACUACUGUUAUAUAUAUUUGUAUAGCAAUCUAGAAUCCAAGUGAGGAAACACAAACAAUACUAAGCCUUUUAUAUGUCUGUCUGUAUGUGUGUGGAGUAUAUUUAAAGAAGAAAAAAAAAUGCAAAUUAAGCCGAUCAAAAGCGUAAUCGUUUAGAUGAACUAAAUGAAUACUGUUGAGUAAGCCAAAAAUGAAACAAUCUUUAACAUUAAAGAUCACGAGUGUCAUCUAGUUGUUUUCCCCUUUCCAAAAGCUGUAAUGAUAAUCGUUCCGUUUAUCGUUAAGUAGGAUGUCGAACAACAAUGUUAGGUCCAAUUGCGAGCAAUAGCGGUUUGAGUUUGUGUGAAAUUAGUAUUCUUUUCCAAUCAGACAAUGACAUCAACAACAAUGACAAUAGCAAAUGCAUCUUCUCCGAUCGAUCGAUCGUAGCAACCUGGUUUUCCAGGCUGAAGUCACACUCACAAACACAAACAAACGUACGGGUGAAACCGAGAAGCUCUUCCUCUCUCCAAGUAAAAAUCACGUAAAAUGAAUUUUAUUAGAACAGAUAAAUUAGAGAAGCGCACGAACAAUCGUUCUACUUUGACACUUAACAGAAGAACAAAUUUCUACUCACUCUUAUUUACAACUGUUACUAGGAAGAGAGUCAAUCUAGCGAAAGCAAAACAAAUAACAACCUAUAUAGAAACCUUUCCUCGGAAGACAAAACACAGAUAAAGCCCUAUUUAACAGCCCAAAAAAAAAACAGUGAAGAAAAA